AUGGGUCAGCGAGCAUCAACAAGUGAUGCGGAUAAAACGAAUGGGUGUGUAUCGGCGAAGAAAGUGUUUCGUUCGAAUGGCUUGAAUUCUUCAUUGAGCUGGAAGGACACCAAUGAGUUAUUGAGCGUUCGCCAGCGGACGUUACUUCAUAAAUCGUGGAUGAAAUCACAAAGGACUGGUCUCGAAAAUAUUGGUGCUCAAGUCUAUUUGAGAAUUGCACUGCAUGAGCCAUCAAUAAUGAAAUUGUUUGGGAUACAUGACGUAAAGAUUUCGGAACUGAAAUACAAUAAAGCAUUCCAGCAACAAUCGAUGACAAUGACACGCUCACUUGAUUUUAUCGUAAAAAAUUUGGACAAUUUACAUACUGUUAAAGAGUAUUGUCGAGAGCUAGGCUAUCGACACGUCAAAUAUGCCAGUCGAGGUUUCAAACCUGAAUAUUGGGAUAUUUUUGCUGAGUCGUUGACUGAAUGUGCGAUCGAAUGGGAAGCAUUGAUUGGUUGGCGAAUGCUGGUUCGAUUUCUCAUUGAACACAUGAAAGAUGGCUUCAAGAUGGGUGAACGCGAACAGUCUCAGCAACAUCAGCAACAGCAACAAUCAAGGCAACAAGCCUUCGUGCCACACUUUAAAUCUGAGAUGUCGCUACCGAUCCAAAGUGAUAGUAGGCCAUCCAUCUUGAUAUCUCAUUCAGACACACAAACAUUCUCGCAAAUCACUCCACCAUCAACCUUGGCGACUGCGACGAGUCGAGAAGGAUGUGUCGGAGCACGGACGCGAUAUAUUAGUUGUUGCAGUUACGAUAGACCCUUGAUCGAACGAGAUGCCUUCUCUGAAGGUAGCAGAACAAGACGGGCACGAUCAACGAAUGACUACUAUGAUUUGUUACUGUCAACCAGUCACCUUCCGCGAAACUAUUCAGAUUUGUAUCAAUACUAG
Anisakis simplex (herring worm) is the source of this 933-nucleotide messenger RNA. NCBI's taxonomy places the organism in Eukaryota, Metazoa, Nematoda, Chromadorea, Rhabditida, Anisakidae. The record is from the annotation of a GenBank genome assembly.